AUGUCAUCUGAAAAUCAAGUGUAACUCCUAAUUCAGAUUAGAAGCUCUAUUAAGAGACAUUGAAGGCUCCAACGUAGAUCUAAUCCAAAGCGAGUAUAGCAGAGUGCUUGAUCAAUUUGGAUCUGUCAAUAUUAAAAACUGACAAGCCAUACUUAAGAAGUUAUGCACAAGUUACAGUAUUCCUUUUCAGCUCCUUAAUCUCGCUAUCAGCAAGCCGAAAGACUCAGAGUAAUUUUAAUACAGACACAUUGACAUCGAUAUUGCAUUAAGCCAAUUAGUAAUUUUUAUUAAACAAAAGCUUAUAGAAAAUAAGAAGCUGGGAAGAAACCAACCGAAAAAUGAUAAUAAAGAUAUUUAUGAAGCUUUUCCAUUUUAUACUGAAGAAUACCUAGAUGAAGCAAUUGAAAGCAAAGAAGAUGCAGCUUACAACGCACCCAUAGAAUUUCAGAAAAGGCUUGACAAAUUUGAUAAAUGGCUAAACGAAACGCUUGAAAAAGACGACCCGAUAAAUAUUUUCAGAAAUCUUUUAGUUAAUGUCAAUGUAAAUGCUGAUGAAAGUCAGAUACAAAAUUUCAUCAAAGACUAUGAAAAUUGGAAAGAAGGCAAAAACGCUGCCAAAUCCAUAUUUGGUGGAGGGUUAUUUGGUGAUGAAGAAACUGACCAAACUCAGCCUACUGAAGUUACACCUAUACGAAUUUCUUUGGCUGAAUUUAAAUCGAUUGCAAAUAACUGGUUUUUGAAUAAUAACCCUGAGUUAAUACCACAAAAUUCAGCCAGUCCGAUACAACAGAAUAAAAAAAAAUUAGACCAGAAAGAUCAUUUAAAUCUUAUGAACUUUGGUAGCUCUCCAAGAUUAGCCAUAAAAUCAUCUGAAAUGAGCGUUGUGUCUAAAUCCAGCCCCUCACCAUUUGGUGGAAGUGUUCAAACUUUUGGGGCUACAGGAGAUUCGCAAUUUCCUUACGCAGAGUUUGAUGAGUUCCAAAUUAAACUUCAGAAAACAAUUUCUGAUUAUGAGCAAAUAAAAUAUGAAAAAACACAAAAUAAUGAGGAUACAUCAAUAAUUGAGACUUUACUUAAAAGCCUUAAAACUCAGCUUAAGAAGUCCCAAGAAAAAUACCCUAGAAAAAGAAUUUCUAAAGAAAAGCCUCUUAUUGAGAGAUUUAAAUCUGGGAUUCACGAAGUAUUUAAUUUUUAUGCUUGCCAACAGAAUCUUCUGGGCCUCCACCAAAACUUUGAACUAAUUAAAAAGAACUCAGAAACCCUUAAUCUAGGCAAAUUCACAAUAUUUUGCAAGGAUUUCUCAAUUCUAGACAUUUCGAAAAAUCCUAACAAAAAAUCCCUCCCUAAAAAAGCAAUUAAACAAAUUUUCAUUAAAAAUGCAAUAAACCAUCGAGAGAUGAACGAAGAAGUUUUUAUAAAAGUUUUAGACUCAAUGGCCUUGCUCUUUUUAGAUGCAGAAUAUGAUUCUAUUAAUGGAACUGAUUUCAAAGACCAGGAACCUGCUGAUAAAAAAUAUAAAUUUUAUGAAAUUUUAGGAUUUCAUGAUCCACAAAUUUACCUUAAAAAAUGCAAAGGAUUUUCGCAGCCUUUUGGCCCUGACUUGUUAACGAGGAUCCCUGCAGACGAUAUCGCCAAUAAAUUUGAUUUAAAGAAAAAGCAAAAACUAAAGCAGAGUGUACAGGAGUGGAAAAAAACAAAACAAAGUGAGCAGGAUAAUAAACAGAGAAAAAGCUCCACCCAUGUGAUAGCUCAUAGUGUUCCUUCAGAUGCAAUAAUUUUUGCUAGAAAAGUGGUCCCUAGCCCACCAGAAACUUAUAAAGCCAAAAUGGCAAGAAAAAACUCAGACCCUAUAACAUGAAAAGGGUUAGGAAAUAUGCAGCCAAAUGAGCUGGUGGGGGAAGAAGAAUUUAAAUAUGAAAAUUUAAUAAUUGAAGACGAUAGCAGUACUGAUGAGUAUUUAAAAAAAGAGUACCCAUUAGAAAACACCCCAUCACAAGCUAUUUUCGAAACUAUGGACUCAGACAAAAAGGAAACAAAUAUAUCCCCAAGCAGUUUGCUGAAGCCUCAAAACAAAAUUUCUAAUAAAACCUUAAAAAGAGCUGGAGAGUUAUCAGAAGUUUCUAACUCUCCCCCCAUCCUUGAUCGAACGAUUGACUGUAAAAAUUCCUAAAAAUUGGGAAAUUAACCCCCCAUCCUUGAUCGAACGAUUUUCAUAUCAUGCAAAUUUUUUAUAUAUAAAAAUAUAUUAGUCAUCAAGAGCUUGGGAAGAUGUACCUAAUGAAGUUUUUUUCAGAGCUUUGAGACGACAGAAAGCUGCGGAAUCAACAAUCCGAAGUGAUUUAGUUAUCAACCUAGGCUUUAAAAAAUCAAUAAUCUAAAAAAUAGAGAUUCUUUAAAAUUAAAAAAAAAAAAAAAAUUUAAUUCAAUAAGGAACAAAUUAAAAUUUUAUAAGUUUAAAAGGGUAACUAAUAAAUCAAAAUAUUAAAAAUUGGUAUUUUUAUGAAAUUAAUUCAAUUUUUUACUGGAAAAAUAAUUAUUAAAUACUCUUAACCCUCUUAUUUAAAAGUAAAUAAAAACAAUAUAUGUGUAUAUUUUUUAUUUUAUAUAUAAUUUUUUUUUAAACCCCCAUCCUUGAUCGAACGAUGGGGAGUCGUUCGAUCAAGGAUGGGGGGGAGUAAGCGGAAUGAAGAAAAAAUAAUUCAAAAAGGGCUAAAACUGUCAAAUGCCAGGAUGGAAAGACUUAAUAAAUAUGCAACUAAAUUUAAAAAGUUGUAA
Messenger RNA from Blepharisma stoltei, 2775 nucleotides. Lineage: Eukaryota; Ciliophora; Heterotrichea; Heterotrichida; Blepharismidae. The record is from the annotation of a GenBank genome assembly.